UAAAUCUCCUCGUCGCGGUGCAUUGUGGGACUUUAUGUAACCAGCAUGGCGGCCUCCUGCGCCAGAGCUCUCGGUAAGGUCGGCCGGUCCUUUGUGGACUCUCCGGCGGUGCUCCGCUCCGGUUCCGGCUCCUUCCUGGGGGGCACCGCGGCGACUCGGAGCUCCGGGAGGUGCUACGGCUCCGGCGGGCCGGGAGUCCGGGCGGCGGCGCUCUCUGUGCGGGCAGCAGCAGGACGCAGGGCGCUGAGCUGUGCCUUCCUGUUGGGGGGAGGUCUGGGUCUGUACCAGGCGGUCCGGGGGUCCCUAAAGCAGCAGCACCUGGCCCAGGAGCAGAACCAGAACCAAGUUUCUGCCGGCGGUCUGAAGCUGAUCCUGUAUCAGUAUAAAACCUGUCCGUUCUGCAGUAAGGUCCGGGCCUUUCUGGACUACUACGGGCUUCCGUACGACAUCGUGGAGGUGAACCCGGUGAUGAGGCAGGAGAUCAAGUGGUCUGCUUACAGAAAGGUUCCCAUCCUGAUGGUGGACGGAGGCGUGCAACUGAACGACUCGUCGGUCAUCAUCAGCGCCCUCAAGACGUUUUUAAUCAACAAGGAGAGGAGUGUGUCGGACAUCCUCCACUGCUACCCGGAGAUGAAGUCUGUGAACGAGCGAGGAAAGGAGGUGACCGAGUACACCAACAAAUACUGGCUGAUGCUGAGCGAAGCCCAGACCGCCUGCGUUUACCCCGAGAAAGGGAUGCAGAAGGAGGAGAUGAAGUGGCGUCAGUGGGCCGAUGAUUGGCUCGUCCACCUCAUAUCUCCCAACGUUUACCGAACCACCGGCGAGGCCUUGGCCUCCUUCGACUACAUCGUCCGCGAGGGGAAGUUCGGGACGUUGGAGGGCUUCUUUGCUAAAUACGUCGGCGCUGCGGCCAUGUUUGUCAUCUCCAAACGGCUCAAGAGUCGACACAACCUGCAGGACGACGUCAGGGAGGAUCUCUACAAAGCCGUGAACGACUGGGUGGCCGCCGUGGGAAAGAAGAGGAAGUUCAUGGGAGGAGAUCAGCCCAACCUGGCCGACCUGGCGGUGUUCGGCGUCCUGCGGGUCAUGGACGGUCUGCAGGCGUUCGACGACAUGAUGGCCAACACCAAAGUGAAGUCGUGGUACAGACGCAUGGAGAGAGCGACGCUCAACCACGAGGGGCGGAGCCAACCGUAGAACCUCCAGAGAACCUCCAGGGAACCUUCAGGGAACAGCUGGACCUGCUGAAGCAUCGCUGCUGCAGGAAACGCCAGAAUUUAUUCGGUUUGUAGCCGCAGACGUGACGUAGAAACGAGAAGAAACUGUUUUACUGAGCUGCUGUUUGGAGAAAACCUGACCUCUGCUGGUCGCCCGGGGCAACAACAUCACCACACUGCAUCCUUUUCUGUUAGGCGCUUUAUCCUCAGAAAAAAAGUUAUGUUUGCUUUUAUUUAGUGCUUUUCGCAGAUUAAAGCACUAAAAAUGUCUGUUAUUCACUCUUUACACACUGAAAUCUGCAGAUCUUUACUGCAGUGAUCAGACUGUUUCUUCGAGCAUCGACGCUCCCAAGGCAGGUAAACUGCAGCACACAAAAGGACGACUUCAAAGAGACACAAACGAAUAAAAAAUAGAUGCAAAUUCAUUGAAAACCAAGACAAAAACACCUCAAACAUGCAAUGAAGCACCACAAGACACAAAAUGACCAUAAAAUCAUUCAAGUGGACUAAAAGUGACGCGAAAUGCGAACAAACUGAUCCAAAGCCAAAUAAAACGUAACUAAAACUGCAGUCCCAGAGCACAUCUUUCAUGCAGUUCAGUGUUUUCUUUUUUUUUUUUCAGACUGCCACCUUCAGUAAGUAUUCUGGGAGGUUUUCUCUCCAUUCAGCAGCUUCGUCUGUUUAAAAAAUGGUUCUUUUCUUGUUCUGUAGGAACCUGAGAUCAAUUUAUUAUCUGUAUUUAUUUCAGAUGAUGUUUUUCUUCUUUAGGGUACAAUAAAAUACAGUAAGUGGGGA
Molecule: messenger RNA, 2012 nt
Organism: Acanthochromis polyacanthus (spiny chromis)
Lineage: Eukaryota; Metazoa; Chordata; Actinopteri; Pomacentridae
Gene: ptgesl
Product: prostaglandin E synthase 2-like
Exons: 7
Coding region: 46-1197 (383 amino acids)
Cellular component (GO): mitochondrion
Molecular function (GO): prostaglandin-E synthase activity
Source: RefSeq, a predicted model, not a curated record